UGCGCCCCCGGGGGGACUCUGGAGAAAGGGUGGGAUGGGACAGGAGCUCCAGGAGGGGAAAAGUUCCAGGAUCCCCCUCCCCAGCCCUCGGGAGAUGGGGUCUGUCCCACCCCGGGCACCCCAAAAUGUCACCGAGGCACCGGGGCGCCUUGGCCGCCCCUCAAAUCGCGAUGUGAGGCGGGUUCGUUCCGCCUCGGCAUUCCCAAAAAUUCGGGAAGGAGCUGUGGGGGGAGCGGGGCAAUUCUCCUGCGAGGCUCAGCUCAGACAAAGGGCUCAGGCUGCCAGCUUCUGCCGGAGAGGGAAUUCGCCUCUUCCCGCUGGGACACGGCCUGGAAAAGCUCCGGAGAGGGGAAAAAAUCCCCCUCCCAGGAAUUCCAGCAGCCUGGCUGAGGACGGAGGGAUGGAGCCGCUGCUCGGUGUCCUGGCGCUGGUGACGCUGCUGUCCCCAAGCCUGGCCUGUCCCAGCCCGUGCUCCUGCUCCACCAAGAAGAACGGGCGCCUGCUGGCCGAGUGCGCCUACCGGGAGCUGCGGGACGUGCCGCGGGGGCUGUCCCCAAAUGUCACCAUCCUCACGCUCUCCGCCAACCGCCUGGGCCGCCUGGGCCGCUCCUCGCUGGCCGAGGUGCCCGAGCUGCAGUCGCUGUGGCUGGGCUACAACCACAUCUCCUUCGUGGAGCCCGGCACCUUCGCGGCGCUGCCGCACCUCAAGAACCUGGACCUGAGCCACAACCGGCUGGCCGAGUUCCCGUGGCAGGACCUGCGCAACCUGAGCGCGCUGCAGAUCCUCAAGCUGAGCAACAACCGGCUGGGAGCGCUGCCCGGGGGGGCGCUGGCCGGGCUGCGGGAGCUGCGCUCGCUCUGGCUCAAUGACAACGAGCUCACCACGCUGGCCCGCGGCACGUUCGAGGCCCUGCCGGCGCUGGCGCAGCUGCAGCUCUUCCACAACCCCUUCAACUGCUCGUGCAAGCUCUUCUGGCUCAAGGAGUGGGCGCACAGCACCUCGGUGGUGCUCUCCAGGGCCGGCUCCACGCUGUGCGCAGCCCCGGCGCGGCUGCGAGGCCGCGCGGUCACCGAGCUGCCGGGCUCGCUGUGCGUGGCACCCUCGGCUCAGCUCACCUACCUGUCCAGCCCGGCCAAAGCCGGGCCUAGGGACGGCCUAACGCUGAGCCUGCACUGCAGCGUGGCCGGCAGCCCCCCGCCCGAGAUCCGCUGGCAGAUCCGCACUGCAGCCGGCCGCGUGGACAUCCACGGACCAACGGUGGCGAGGGACGGUGGCACCAAGGCGAGCGGCCAGCAGCGCUUCCUGGCCUUCAAGAACGGCACCAUGGCCAUCCCCGACUUCGGCAAGGAGGACGAGGGCACCUACACGUGCGUGGCGGUCAAUGACGUGGGGACACGCGACGUGUCGGUGAGCGUGGCGCUGUCCGGCUCCGAGCUGCCGGCGGAGGAGCUGCCCCGCGAUGACCCCCAGGCCAUCCCCGGCGGGCACAGCUGUGCCAAGGGCGACCAGCCCGAUCCCUCCGCCAUGGGCGAGAAGCUGCUCAUCGUCUACCACGUGCCCAGGGAGGUCCGGAGCGCCGCGGGGAACCGGGAAUUCCGCCUGGGAAUUCUGCCCGUGGUUCUGGGGAUGCUGCUCUGGUGAAAGGGCAUUUCCCUUUUUUCUGUAGUUGGUUUUUUUUAGCGCCUUUGCUGAGCUUCUGGUACCCGACCCAGGGAGGGUGGCCCGGCCCCUGGCGCUCCUGGAGGAGCUCAGGGAAUGUGUGGGGCAGAUCCAGCCGGGAUCCCAACGCGCCACACCUCGCUUUUCUCCCUGCCCAGAUCCGAGCGCGGCCGCGGGAGGUGACAGUGGUGACAAUCCCACCCCAGAGCCACCCGGGAGGGAUCCGAGGACAAAAUCCCUUCCCCGGAACAGAAAAAUCGCCUGGGAGUGGGGUCCUGGGGGCCACAGAGGAUUGGGAAUUCCCAGGUUUUAUCCCCCUGGGAGCCCCUGGAAUGCUGCGGGAAUUCCAACCCUAAAAUCCCGUCUGGGCUGGACCCACCGGGCUGCCCCGCUUGAGCCAAAGAUUCCCAAACCAUUCCCGGUGGGAAUGGGGGAAAGAUCGGGAUGUUCCCAAACCCCUCGGGCAGGAUUUGGGAUCGUCCAUCGCCCCCGGACCGGGACACAGCCGCCGGAAUUCCCGGUGGGAUCUGGGCACGCCCUGCAGCCCCCUGGCCUUGUAGCGCCCUGUAGGGACAGCAGUAAAUGCCUUUAAUUAACGCCUUUAAUUAACGCCUUUAAUUAAGAAAUACCUGUAAUAAACACCUUUAAUAAACCAGUCAUUUUAAUAAAUACCUUUAAUUAAUAAACACAUUGAAUUAAUAAUUACUUGUUAUAAACACCUUGAAUAAACUAAUUUUCUUUUUUUACUUCCUAAACCAGCCGGGCUCCGCUUGGUCUGUGCAUCCCAAAUCCCAAAAUCCUCCAGAGCCGGCGGCUCCUGGGCUCCCCUAGAUUGUCCCCAACAAUCAGGGAUCAGGGGACACUUCUGUCAUUCCCAGUUUUCCCAAAUCAUUCCCAGUCCCGGAGCAUCCUCACAGUUUUCCCAAAACUUUCCCAGCUCUGGAGAAUCCUCCCAGCUC
This is a messenger RNA of Catharus ustulatus (Swainson's thrush), 2619 nucleotides long. Its product is annotated as immunoglobulin superfamily containing leucine-rich repeat protein-like. Lineage: Eukaryota; Metazoa; Chordata; Aves; Passeriformes; Turdidae. The coding region runs from base 35 to 1642 and encodes 535 amino acids. The record is from RefSeq and is a predicted model, not a curated record. The transcript has 2 exons. Gene Ontology annotation, molecular function: protein binding.